Suncus etruscus (white-toothed pygmy shrew) is the source of this 1492-nucleotide messenger RNA. It is a transcript of the gene RNFT1, whose product is annotated as ring finger protein, transmembrane 1. Gene Ontology annotation, molecular function: ubiquitin protein ligase activity. The transcript is spliced from 9 exons. NCBI's taxonomy places the organism in Eukaryota, Metazoa, Chordata, Mammalia, Eulipotyphla, Soricidae. Gene Ontology annotation, cellular component: endoplasmic reticulum. The record is from RefSeq and is a predicted model, not a curated record. Gene Ontology annotation, biological process: positive regulation of ERAD pathway. Bases 117 to 1319 code for a protein of 400 amino acids.
CGGCGGCAACCGCUCCCUGCAGCCGUCACCCGGAGCGUCGGUCCGCGCUUCGUCAUGCGAGGAGUCAGCACGCUGAAGCAAAGGAAUCUAGAGUACAGGAAAAGUAUUCCAGGGUCAUGCAAGCCAACUGCAGCCAACUCAACAGUUCUUCGGGAGCUACAGGCAGUGAAGGAGCCUCUGCUUCCCAGUGUGUGCACCCAAGAUUGACAGGAGAUGCCUCCUCGUAUCUUCAUUCCGGUGAUGUUCGUAUCCAGAUAAACUCUGCGCCUAAAGAAUGUGCUGAAAAUCUCAGCUCCCGAAAUACAAAGUCAAGUACCCACAUCUGUACCCAUGGAUGCGGUCAUAGCCGCAGCCGGAGCCAUUCCCACAGUGAGGCAUCACGGCUGCCUGAUGAUUAUUCCAUGGAGCCAGGAGAUGCUGGCGCAAGUUCCUUCUCAGAAUUCCGCUAUCUCUUCAAGUGGCUGCAAAAAAGUCUCCCCUAUAUUUUGAUUCUGGGUGUGAAACUUGUCAUGCAGCAUCUAACAGGAAUUUCUCUUGGAAUUGGGCUGCUUACAACUUUUAUGUAUGCAAACAAAACCAUUGUAAAUCAGGUUUUUCUAAGAGAGAGGUGCUCAAAGAUUCAAUGUGCUUGGUUACUGGUAUUCUUAGCAGGAACUUCUGUUCUUUUAUACUACACCUUUCAGUCUCAGUCACUUUAUUACAGCUUAAUUUUUUUAAAUCCUACUUUGGACCAUUUGAGUUUCUGGGAAGUACUUUGGAUUAUUGGAAUUACAGACUUCAUUUUGAAAUUUCUCUUCAUGGGCUUUAAAUGCCUUAUAUUAUUGGUGCCUUCUUUCAUCAUGCCUUUUAAAUCCAAGGGUUACUGGUACAUGCUUUUAGAAGAAUUAUGUCAGUAUUACCGAACUUUUGUUCCCAUACCAGUUUGGUUUCGUUAUCUAAUAAACUAUGGGGAAUUUAGUGACGUAACUAGAUGGAAUCUUGGGAUAUUGCUGGCUUUACUCUACCUCAUAUUAAAACUUUUGAACUGUUUGGGGCAUCUAAAAACUUUCAGAAGAGUUUUACAAGUAUUUUUUACACGACCUAGUUACGGAGUGACUGCCAGCAAGAGACAGUGCUCAGAUGUGGAUGAUAUCUGUGCAAUAUGUCAAGCUGAAUUUCAGAAGCCAGUUCUUCUCAUCUGUCAGCACAUAUUUUGUGAAGAAUGCAUAACCAUAUGGUUUACCAGAGAGAAAACAUGUCCACUGUGCAGAACUGUGAUUUCAGACCAUAUAAAUAAAUGGAAAGAUGGAGCUACUUCAUCACACCUUCAAAUAUAUUAAGUUGUGUCAACUGUUAAGGCCAUAAAACACUAAUUUCAUUUGGUUACAGUGACUUAAUUAUUGAUUUAAACAUGAAAAUGGAUUUUCAGAGCUAGACAGGGAAUAUUUCUAUUUUGUUGCAGGAUAUGACUUACUGGUAGUCUUAUCAAAAUAAUAAAAGACCUUUAAAUAUA